UCUAUAUUAACAAAUAAUGUGUAGGCUUGCGAUUCGUGCUUCAAUGAUGUGGCGGUAACAGUAUCUGCACAUAGUAUCUGAUAAUACUUUAUAACAUUAUCAUGACUGCCGUAAAUUAUAAUACAAUGAAAUACUUGUUAUAUUUUUUUCUAAUCAUUUAUUUAAAUUUUGGUUUCGCACAAGCCCAAAAUGAAUACCGUUAUGAUGACAAAUUACAAAUUACAGCAACUUCAAUGAAAAUUGAAGACUUAACAUCAACUCAACCUCAAGGCUCUCUUGGGCUCCUACAUGCCUUUGUAGCUUCCUUGUCUGUCAUUGUUGUUUCUGAAUUAGGAGAUAAAACUUUCUUUAUUGCCGCUAUUAUGGCAAUGAAGCAUCCUAGGUUGACUGUUUUUAUAGGAGCUAUAAGUGCUCUUGCUCUUAUGACUAUACUUUCAGUAAUAUUUGGAUAUGCGGCAACUAUAAUUCCACGUACAUAUACGUAUUAUAUUUCAACAGUACUUUUUGCUUUAUUUGGCUUAAAAAUGUUAAGAGAUGGAUAUUAUAUGUCACCAACAGGAGCACAAGAAGAACUUGAAGAAGUUCAAACAGAUUUACGUAAACGAGAAGAUGAGUAUGAAAAAGAAACAUCAACCACAUUAGUUCAGGAUCCAGAAAGUGGUAUUAUAAGAAAAACUACUAAGCGUUCUGCAUUAAUGGUACUUUCUCGAAUAUUUUUACAAGCAUUUACUCUCACCUUUUUGGCAGAAUGGGGUGACCGUUCACAGUUAACAACAAUCAUACUUGCAGCAAGAGAGGAUGUUUAUGGAGUUGUAUUUGGUGGCAUUCUUGGUCAUUCAUUUUGUACAGGCUUAGCUGUAUUAGGUGGACGUAUGAUUGCACAAAAAAUUUCUGUGCGAACAGUGACUAUUAUUGGAGGAUUGGUAUUUCUACUUUUUGCUCUGACAGCUCUGUUUAUAAAUCCAACAGAAAAUACGUGAACAAAUCUACAAUGAUAUUCAAUUCAAUUGGAUUUAUUAAACUCUCUGUGGUAUAAUAUGUGAAUAUGUAUUAUAUACUUACAUAAUAUUUACAAAUCAUAGUAUUAUAAAUAUGUGAACUUUGGUGCACUGUACCAUAAAUGUAUUAUAAACAUUUAGUAUUUUUUAAUAGAUCACAGCAGGAGUAUUUAUAUCAAAAUUGUUUUAGGCGUUUUGCACAUAAUGUAGAUACACAUUGCACGUAGUGAUAAAUAACAGUAACUGUAUAUCUGUAUAAAGUACGUUUUUAAUAUGAAUUUAUGAAUUAAUAUGAAUUAUAGUAAUCAUAUUUUCUAUUAAUAAUGUG
This is a messenger RNA of Vespula pensylvanica (western yellowjacket), 1326 nucleotides long. Its product is annotated as transmembrane protein 165. Gene Ontology annotation, molecular function: manganese ion transmembrane transporter activity; calcium ion transmembrane transporter activity. The coding region runs from base 102 to 980 and encodes 292 amino acids. Gene Ontology annotation, cellular component: Golgi apparatus. Gene Ontology annotation, biological process: calcium ion transmembrane transport; Golgi calcium ion transport; Golgi calcium ion homeostasis. NCBI's taxonomy places the organism in Eukaryota, Metazoa, Arthropoda, Insecta, Hymenoptera, Vespidae. The transcript is spliced from 6 exons. The record is from RefSeq and is a predicted model, not a curated record.